ACAGAUUUAUUUGGAUAAAAACGUUCCUCUAUUGCCUAUAGAGAUUUACUAUCCGUUUUGUUUCUGGGAAAUCGAAAGGUGCCCGUGUGAGUGGUAGAGCCUCGCGCCUGCAAUGAACACGAACAAGAGCACGAGCACGAAGCUGAGGAGGCAGACAGGAUUGAAAAAUGAAAUUAAACGAAACCCAUUUCCCUCCUGGUCGUGUUUCCAAAACCCUAUCACCAAAAGAAGUCUUGAAGCUACUCAAAGCGGAGAAAGACACUCUUUCUGCUCUCUCCCUCUUCGAUUCUAUAUCUCAAAACCCUGGUUACUCCCACACAUCCAACGUCUUCCAUUAUAUCAUCCGACGCCUUGCCGCUUCGAAACUCGUCUCUCAGGUGACCCGGCUCGUCGACCUCAUCACAGCUCAGCAAUGCAAGUGUUCAGAAGAUGUUGCCUUGUUGGUCAUCAAGGUUUACUCGCAGAAUUCGAUGCCGGAAAAAGCGUUGGCAAUCUUCCACCGGAUGGACCAGAUCUUCGGGUGCCAACCGGGCAUUCGAUCUUACAAUUCCCUCCUUAAUGCUUUUGUUAGGACGAAUCGUUGGGACCAUGCUGAGUCAAUCUUUCGGUAUUUCGAAACCGCCGGGAUUUCUCCCAAUUUACAGACUUACAAUCUCCUCAUCAAGAUUUUCUGCAAGAGAAAUCGGUUUGACAAGGCCAAGGAACUGUUGGAUUGGAUAAGAUCUAGGGGCUUCGAACCUGACAUCUUCAGUUAUGGUACUGUUAUAAGUGGUCUUACUAGGUGUGGAAAUUUAUCAGAUGCAUUGGAGCUGUUCGAGGAAAUGUUUGAUAGGGGUAUUUCCCCUGAUGUUGUCUGUUAUAAUAUUCUAAUCGAUGGGUACUUCAAGAGAGGGAAUUUAGACAAGGCCAUGGAGAUUUGGGAGAGGUUAUUAAGAGCGUCUCCCGCUUAUCCUAGUGUUGUCACUUAUAAUAUUAUGCUUAAUGGUUUGUGUAAAUGUGGCAAGUUUGAUGAGUGUUUAAAGAUAUGGCAACGUAUGACGAUGAAUGGGCGUCACGCUGAUUCCUUUACUCACAGCACUUUGAUACAUGGGUUAUGUGAGUCUGGGGAUGUCGACAGGGCUUUGAGGGUUUAUAAAACUAUGAUUGAAGGUGGGGCAGCCGCUGAUGUGGUUAUAUGUAAUGCGCUGCUUAAUGGUCUUUGUCGAGCUGGGAAUAUUAGUGAGUCAAUUCAGUUGUGGGAAUCAAUGAGAAAUAGGGGCUGCCUUAACAUUGUUAGCUACAACAUUUUGAUUAGAGGUUUCUUUGAGAAUCAAAAAGUGGAUGAUGCAAUCUCAAUUUGGGAAUCGUUGCCUGAGAAUGGUUGCAUCCCAGAAGCAAAAACUUAUGGGGUUUUAAUUCAUGGACUGUGUGAAAAUGGAUACUUGAACAAGGCACUGCAGGUACUGAAAGAAGCUGAAGAUGGAAGGGCAGAUCUUGAUGUGUUUGCCUACUCCUCAUUGGUUAAUGGUCUAUCCAGAGAAAAUAGAUUAGAUGAAGCUAUUUGUAUCACUGAUCGAAUGGUUAAACAUGGUUGCAAACUGAACUCUGAGACUUACAAUGCACUGAUUAAUGGUUUCGCUCGAGCUUUUAGAUUUACUGAUGCGUUCCGGAUUUUUCAGGAAAUGGUUGACAAUGGCUGCAUUCCUACUCUCGUUACUUACAAUACUCUCAUAUGCAGUCUGUGUAGGGUAGAAAGAUUCGAUGAGGUCUUUACUCUUGUGAAAGACAUGCUGGCAAAAGGUUUUGAACCGGACAUGGUCACAUAUAGCUCUUUGAUGGAUGGUCUCUGUCGUGACAAGAAGACCGAAGAGGCACUUGUGUUGUGGGGUGAAGUGCUUGAUAAGGGCUUCAAGCCUGAUGUAAUUAUCCACAAUAUUCUAAUUCACGGGCUUUGUUCUGUGGGAAAAAUAGAGGAAGCUCUGCAGGUCCGGUCGGAGAUGAAACAUAGAAAGUGCAUCCCAAAUCUUGUGACAUAUAACACACUCAUGGAUGGGCUGUACAAAGCAGGAGACUCUGAAAAAGCGUCAGAGAUUUGGGAUCAAAUUUUAGAAGACGGGAUGCAGCCUGAUAUCAUCUCUUAUAAUAUAUCCCUCAAUGGGCUUUGUUCUUGCAAUAGAAUCUGUGAUGCUUUGAGGUUGUUGGAUGAUGCCUUGGCCCGGGGAGUACUUCCAACUAAAGUCACUUGGCACAUACUUGUGAGGACAGUUUUAAGUACUGGCAAUUAUUCAACCUGACCUCUUAGAAAGACAUGAUGGAAGGCGAACCGUACUGCUGGACAGGUUGGGAUUUGACUUGCCUCUCUUAGCUGAAGUGUUUCUGGUUGGUGGAAUGGUGGUGGGCCUUAAAAGUACUACAAGGACAAAAAAAAGUUCUUUGAACUCGGCUAAGAAAAAGAGGAAGUCACUUCACUCAGGUUUCAACUUGUCAGAAGUGCAUGUGUGCUGGGGUUGCAUAUACCUUUACCCAUUAGAUGCCUUUUGCUCUCGUAGCAACCUAUACUUGGCUGAGUAAGUCAUCUGGCCCUGGAGCUAAGAUAUGCCAGUAUGGGGCCUCAUCAAGGUGUACUUUAGGUGGACCAUCUAUUUGCAUGCCCAGGGUUAAGGGAUACCUUGCUUGGUGGCUAUGUGCUAUACUUGGUAAGGUUACAUCAAGGUGUCUUGGUGCAGCAGCUUGCCUUUAUUUUGUUCAAUAUUGUACUAAAAAAUUGUGCUGUGGGCUAGUUGCCCUCCAUAUGGUGGACACUCGCAGGUUUAUUUGGUGUGUGCUUGGCUGACUGGAUGGGGGGCUUGAGGCUAUUAUACUUGCAAGGGUUCCUACCAAGUUGAAGGCCUUUGUUGCACAGUGAUGCUAUAUAUGGGAACCUUGUAGUUGUAUGGGUGCUAGUUGUGGCCUUUCAAACUCGUGCUGGUAUGAAACAAGUGAGUUACCUUAUACCUUUUUGACUGUGAUGGAUUAGGCCAAGAAUGGUCAUGCAUUGGGAAGAAGGUAUGAAACAAUUUGCCAAGGAUCUGGAAUUGCAGGAUGCUGCUUCAUUCCAAAAUAUUGCUUGCACAUGUGCAUGACAACAUUGAGGAUGUGACUAACAGCAUUUCUGUUCAAAGGAAUUGAGAGAUUCCUUUGUCGCACGGCUAAACUAGUUUUGCCAUAUGCAUUAAUCAAAUGGUCUUACCUUUAAAAGGUAAGAGAAUUAAAAUUUAUUUUAUCUUUUCCCAUUUUAAAUGCAAAUUAUAUUAUAGGACUGAUUAUCUACACAGUGCUGAGGUACUAGCCUCAAUUAAAUCAGAGUGUGGGAUACAAAAUUCAGCUGGACAGGAGGAAAUACUAAUCUCUUGGAGAAAGAUAGGUGAGAGGACUUUUAAAAGCCAAGUGGGAUAGAGUAAACAUGGUGGAGAUGAGUACACUUUGCCUAGGUUACCUGAGACCAGCUGUUCUCUGGGAAAGUGAUUGAGCCUCGACAAUUCAAGCCACAAUCUGCUAGCAAACCUGCCUACUGGAAACUCCACCCUAAGAAUCUCUAGUUGUUCAUUUUAUCUGUUGAAACAUUGUCAUAAGUAUUAAGCAAAGGUGUGUUUUGUAUGGUUUUUCAAAAUUUCCGUGCAUAUCUUUGCUUCAGGCCCCUUAGAAAAGCAUUGUCUUCAUUGCUUCUUCUUUAGGUUUUGAUUAUUCAUGACACCAAUCCUGGCUUCGUUUAGUAAACUCUGUUGGUCAACCAUGUCUCUGUGUGAAAUGGUAAAUGUUCCUUAUCCUAUGUAUGCAAAUCAGGUAGGUUGAGUAAUUUUUUCCAUCUUAGCAAAAAAGAUUGACAACAGCUAACCUUAAAAACCUGCUUUUCUUGAACAAGUUGUAACUAUAUCUGGAUUAGGUCACCAACUUGUCCAAGUCAUGACAUUUUUUUUUUAAAGGAAAUAGGAGAAAAUUUAUAGAUAUUUUAGAAGGAAUAAGUAACUUCUAGAAUUUUUUUUAGGUUGAUCACAUAUAAUAAAUGUCAAUCAUGGUUCCUCCAAGUUACUGAUCGGCUUACAGGAGUUUUAUGGCUGAGCUAGUCUGUUUGAGUCCUUAUUUUCCUGGCCUCUGCACUGGUAAUUUAGUAUAAUCUGUGGUACACAUUUUUGAGUUUUAGUAGGUACUAGAAAUAGUUGAAUAUAGUAAGGUAGGUGAUGUUCAAUUGUGAUUAGCCAUGUCUUCCUUGAAGAGGUAUCUGCUUAAAAUAGAAAAUACCUUUUGGUUCUCUGUUUGUUUUUAUUUACAUUAGAAAUAAAAAAUAGGGACAUAAGAUUUUUCAUUCCAGUGGGGUUCACUUUUUCAUGCUCAAAACAGAGAAAUAAAAUAGAGGAAGGAAAAAUCUUUCCCCCAUUUUGUUUUGCUUAUGGGCAUUUUUCAAUGAAGCAACAAAGCCUUUGUCUCCGUUUCUUGGGCUGAAAGAGAUGAAAAAUAUUCAUAUAAGCUUUACAUAUAUACAAGUAGUAGUAUGAAAACGUACAUGAAUGAAAAAAGAAAUGUACCUCACUUAUCUCUCUUUACUUUUAAGGUCUCCUUUCUUCUUUUUUGUGUUACAGGGGAAACUAUUCAGUAUAUACUGUACAGCAUCAGAUGUUAUAACUUGGUUUUUGGUUGUUACAUAUUGCCAAAAUCAUAUCAUUAAGAUGCAAAAGUGAACUGGCUUGAUGUAUCAGACCCAAGGAGUGAGAAUUUACUUGGGUUUAUUUAUCAUGCUAUAUUCAACCAUGGUAGUUUCAUUGUUGAAAAAUGUAGAAGAAGCAUCUAAAAUGGAUUAGUGAAAUGUAUUGCAAUAGGAAUCCUGCGUUUCUUGAUCAUUAUUUACUUCCUUGGAAUGAAACUUUUAUUUAAAGGAAAAUCUUAUUAUAACCAAAGUUUUUUAUUUAUUUUUUAUGUAUGAUCAAGUUGGUGAGAAAGAAAUUGUUAACUUUAUUUUUUUUUGACAACUCUUGAGAAUGAUAUAAUGGGAAGUCACUUUCAAAUUAUUUUGAAGACUUUUUUUUACCCUUGACUUGAAGAACUUUAGGAAUAAGACAAGGAGCAAUAAAGAUGAGGUUACAACUUAUGUUCACUUUAGUUACAACAAGAUUGCACCCUUUAUUUAAUCUAGCUCAUGUUCAGCACUGCACCUUUCUACUGGAGGGGGGUUGGCUGGUUAUUUUGUUGGAUCCUUUUGUUUGUUAGAAAUUGUGGGCUGUCGUCAAAACCACCAAUUUGGACUCUGCUGAUUGCUGAAUUUGGCAUAACUUGUCAACAAAUUUGUAAGCUUAUUCUUCUCUGGUUUAUUUUCUCUGUCAAGUAAUAUCAAACUAUUUCGACAGGAAAAAGGUUUCCUGAAAAAGCAUUUUUUAGCUAUAAAAUUUUCCCCUUUUUUGUCUUGUUUCUUUUUCAUGAAUGCAUGUGACAAGGGAGUGUACUUCAGAAUGGUCAAUGGAGGAAACAAUCAAAUCAUAUGGGGGCAAUGUCCUCCACGUGUGGCAAGAUAUGACACUUCUUUUUUAAAUGACAAUGAAAAAAAAUUUACUCGAAGUUUUUUAUGGCGCAUUUCAAUGAAAUAAUUUUUAAGCUUUGUUAGCUGUUCUGUUUUUCUGUUUUGUUUUGUUUUGUUUGUUUGUUUAUUUAUUUAUUUAUUUUGGCUUUUGUGACUAACACUGUAAGACAUUUCCACUGAAACAGUUAGAACCCAAGUAUGUUCAGUAGGUGAUUGGUUUUGUUGAAUUCUUAAGCUCUCUAGGCGACUCUAACAACACUCUCCCUUCAUAAGCACAUAAUGAUGCUGAUUUGAUUGUUGCUGGAAACAGGGGGGGGGGGUUGGUCUCAUUGUUCACAGUUGUUUAGACAGUUUUGUUCGAAUUGUUUGGAUUUUUGGGCCCUCCUUUGUUAAUUGAUGACGUCUUCUUAAGGUGGCCGGCCACCUGCUGGGGAUUUUGGUUUGAAAGGUGGGAAACUGUCGCCUAUGUUACUCUUUGGUAUUUGAUGGGUGCUUUGGAUUGACAGAAACUGGAGAAUAAUUGAUUACAAUAUAAGGUCGUCGCAAGGGAUUUAUUUGCAGGGUGAUUUCAUUUCUUGUCCUCCUGUGGGCAAGCAUUUUGAAGGAGUUAAGAUCUCUCAAUGGAAGCAUUUGCACAGAACCUGGAUCCAAUCAAAUUUUGGUUAACUUUAUGUUUGAUUUGUAUGAUGGUUUAUAGGCUUUGCAAUAAUAUCUUGUUUUGUGUCCUUGUUGUGAGACAACAUUCUGUUUCUUUAUAUGUAAUGUACCUGUUUUCUCCAACUCUUCUGAUUCAAUGAAAUUUUGGUUCCCGA
Molecule: messenger RNA, 6339 nt
Organism: Macadamia integrifolia
Lineage: Eukaryota; Viridiplantae; Streptophyta; Magnoliopsida; Proteales; Proteaceae
Product: pentatricopeptide repeat-containing protein At3g09060
Exons: 4
Coding region: 168-2273 (701 amino acids)
Molecular function (GO): protein binding
Source: RefSeq, a predicted model, not a curated record